This is a messenger RNA of Mauremys reevesii (Reeves's turtle), 3163 nucleotides long. It is a transcript of the gene ASNSD1, whose product is annotated as asparagine synthetase domain containing 1. Lineage: Eukaryota; Metazoa; Chordata; Testudines; Geoemydidae. Bases 1130 to 3022 code for a protein of 630 amino acids. The record is from RefSeq and is a predicted model, not a curated record. The transcript is spliced from 11 exons. Gene Ontology annotation, molecular function: asparagine synthase (glutamine-hydrolyzing) activity.
GCUGGAGAGGCAGCAGAGUAGCUGUAGGGAGCGGGUGUCGCGCCCCACAGGCUCCAGCCAGGAUCUGUGUCCCCGCCCGAGGGACAAACCUUCACGCCUUACAAUGUUGUAACCCUGCUUCGCAGAGUAACGCUGAUACACAACACACCGUGACUCAGCAUGAAGCAGGUGAUGUCUCGGGACGGGUCAGGCUCAAGGCUUUGUCCCGUCCCCCGCCUAGACUCCUGAAGGAUGUAAGCAGGCAGCACUUUAACAACCUGUCUCAUGUAUUGAUUGCUGGUUUCCCCCGCUUGAAAACCUACUGGCGUUUGAGGUUGGGCUCAAAGGCAGAGGAAGUUUUGGGAAUGCCCAUAUUACAAAGCCUAAGUGCCUUCAUUGUACUGUACUUCAUCAGCAGGAAGACUACAUUUAAGCACAAGUACCCACCAAGGAUUCCAAAAGAAGAGGUGACAGUGAAAGCUUUGUAAUUUGUAGAACUGGAUCUUUCUUAAGCUGUGGUCUAUGGACCAGCCCUUCUUGACUAUUAAAACCCAUUGUGAGGAAUGAAGCUUUAUUAUUCAUCAAUUCCCACUUUCUCCUCCAGUUCGAUCAGGGGAAAAACAAACAACACUACCUUAUGAAUCAUAGCAUCAAGAAUGGUCAUAAUUAAAGACCAAAACUAUUAGCGAAUGCAAAGAAUCAAGAUUUGUUUUGUUCUGAAGGAAAACAGCUUGCCUGUCUCUACAAGCCAAGAGGCCUGUGCACCAGAGACCUCACAGUAUAAACAAGUCAGAUGUGUUCUCCAAGGAGCUUGCUGCAAUCUAAUUUCAGACAUGACACAAGAUAGGGAGUUACAAAACUGAAGGGAAAAGUUGCAAGAGGAAGGACAGAGUGAAAGCGCUAAGAUUACAUGGUUUCUCAACAAAGAUUAAAGAGCAGAAAGUUGUAGUUGAUGAGCUUUCCAACUUGAAGAAGAACCGGAAAGUUUACAAACAGCAACCCAAUAGCAACAUAUUCUUUCUUGUAGACAGAACAGAAACACUAUCUGAAUGCAAAAACACAUUAGAUGACCUGAAGAAGGCACAUCAGGAGAUAGAAAAUUCAGAGAAGACCAAAAUCAGGAAAUAGACCAUUUAAAUUCUACAUAGCAAUGUGUGGCAUUUGUUGUGUUGUCAGCUUGUCUGUUCAGCACACUGUUGGUGGGUUCUUCAAAGAUGAUCUGCUGUGCAACCUUAGAAGAAGAGGACCUAACAGCAGCCAGCAUCUGAUAAAGACUGUGUCUGAUCUCUCCUACCAGUGUUUGUUUUCUGGCCAUAUACUUCACUUGAGGGGAUUGAUGACUCCCCAGCCUCUGACAGACAUUGAUAACAAUGUGUUUCUUUGGAAUGGAGAAGUCUUCAAUGGAAUUCACAUAGGGACAGUAGAGAAUGACACUCAAGUUAUGUUUCAUCAUCUUUCAUCAUGUAGUAGUGAAUCUGAUAUUUUGUCACUCUUCUCAUCUGUUCAGGGUCCAUGGUCUUUUAUUUAUUAUCAAGCAUCUAGACACUACUUGUGGUUUGGUAGGGAUUAUUUUGGUCGUCGUAGUUUGUUGUGGCAGUUUAAUAAUGAGCUAGACAGGGCUCUCUGUCUGUCGUCGGUAAGUGCUCUUUCUGACUCUGAUAACCAAUGGCAGGAAGUUCCAGCAUCUGGAAUUUACAAAAUCGAUCUCAAGGCCUGUGCUAUAUCUGAAUCUUUGGUUUUAAUAUUAUAUCCCUGGAAAUACCAUUCCAGAGAAAAUGCAAUAGAAGAAACAUUCCUCAGUGGCUUGGAUCAGAUUUCAAAAGAUUUACCUGCCUAUGUGUCUCUUACGAUGAGUGAGUCAAAACUUUCUCUAAUAACACCAGUUGUUCCUUUAAAUAGGACAGUUCCUGAAACUUCAGUUGACUCUCAUUGCCCUAAUAUUACUAAUAGUUUAGUUACUGUAGAAGAUCUUCAUGGAUUUCUUGCAGAAGAGCACAAGAAGAAAUUGGUCCAUCAGCUUAUUGAUGUUUUAAGUGAAGCAGUAAAGAGACGUGUUUUAUAUCUGUUUAGAGAUACAGAUGAGCUAACAGGAGAAAUUCUGAGUAUAUCUACCAAGAAAGCACAUGUUGCAAUACUGUUUUCUGGUGGCAUUGAUUCUAUGCUUAUUGCAACCCUAGCUGAUCGACAUAUUCCUUCGGAGGAACCAAUUGAUCUUCUUAAUGUAGCCUUCAUGAUUAAAGAACAGACUAAACAAAGCAAGCAGAAAAAACAACAUGAAUUGCAUUCUUGUCAGGAAUGCUUUAAAAAACUUGAUACUACACUUGUUGAUAACUUGUCUCGCUUCAAUGUGCCUGACAGAAUCACUGGCAGGGCAGGACUGGAAGAACUAGAGACUAUUAAUCCUUCAAGAACUUGGAAUUUUGUGGAAAUUAAUGUUACACUUGAGGAACUGAAAAGAAUGAGACAACAGCGCAUAAGCCACUUAGUUUAUCCAUUGGAUACUGUUCUGGAUGACAGCAUUGGUUGUGCAGUUUGGUUUGCUUCCAGGGGAGAAGGUUUUAUUACUACCCAGGGGGAUGUAAAACCAUAUAAAAGUUCUGCAAAGGUUGUGCUUACAGGAAUUGGAGCAGAUGAGCAGCUUGCAGGCUAUUCCCGACAUCGUGUUUGCUUCAGAAAAUAUGGUUUAGAUGGCUUGAAUAAGGAACUAGGAAUGGAGCUGGCUCGCAUUUCUUCUAGAAAUCUUGGCCGGGAUGACAGGAUUAUUGGAGAUCAUGGAAAAGAAGCAAGAUUUCCUUUCCUUGAUGAAGAUGUUGUUUCGUUUCUUAACUCUCUGCCUGUUUCGGAAAAAGCAGACUUGACUCUACCUCGAGGAAUUGGUGAGAAAUUACUUUUGCGCCUGGCAGCUAAGGAGCUUGGACUCACGGCCUCUGCUAUUCUGCCAAAGAGGGCCAUGCAGUUUGGAACCCGGAUUGCAAAAAUGGAAAACAGCAGUGAAAAGGCAUCUGAUAAAUGCAGCAGACUUCAGUCAGUUUCAGUAGACUAACUUAUGAGGCUGCAAUUGAAGGUUUGUUCACAGCACAUCUUAUGGGAAAUUUAUGGUUAAAAUUUUGUAUUUUAUUAUGUGUGGAUAUUCAAUAAAUCCUCAACAUUUUUGAAUUGUGUUUUAUUUACUGGUUUUAAUCAG